This is a messenger RNA of Cryptomeria japonica (Japanese cedar), 1535 nucleotides long. RefSeq names its product tubulin-folding cofactor C. Lineage: Eukaryota; Viridiplantae; Streptophyta; Pinopsida; Cupressales; Cupressaceae. Gene Ontology annotation, molecular function: tubulin binding. Gene Ontology annotation, biological process: post-chaperonin tubulin folding pathway; tubulin complex assembly. Gene Ontology annotation, cellular component: cytoplasm. The transcript has a single exon. The coding region runs from base 144 to 1262 and encodes 372 amino acids. The record is from RefSeq and is a predicted model, not a curated record.
CAAAUGGUACUUUGUCUCGAUCACCAGUAAACCAAGUAAACUCAGAAACCCUCUUUUAACUUUGAUGCAAAGAUCCGAGUACUUAAUGUGCAUAAGCGAGCAAUUUUUUUAUCCGUAAACUCCAGCUGAAGCCCGUUCCAGCAAUGGCGGAAUCAGUUGAAACAGCGCAGAAAUCUUCAAAUGAAGCCCCAAGUUUUCUGAAUUUCAAAUGCGAGGAAGAAACAGAGGCUUCGAUCCAGGAGAAAAAACGCGCGGAAAUGCUCAAACACCUCGGAGAUCUCAACAAUGCCCGCCUUCAGCAAUCACAGUCACGUAAGUCCGAAACCCUCUCUGCGCCCGUCUUUGAAUCAGUUGAGACGUUUUUGAAACGUUUUUCUCAGACCAAACAAAAAAUCCUUAAGGCUCUCGAUGAAUAUCUCGAAAAGGGGGAUAAUCAAGAAAGAACCCUAGUUAAAUCUGGUUUAGAAACCCUAAGGGCCGAAAUUGCUGACCUGGAAAAGCUAGUGGCCGAAGGUUCGUAUUUCCUGCCUUCGUACGAAGUCCGCGCUGCUCGUAACACCAUUGCAGAGCUGAAGGAGCGUCUGGAUGAUGCCAAUUCUAAACUUUUGCCGAAAAAGAAAUUUUCAUUCAGAAACAAGGUCAGUAAACCAAACCCCAAAAUGAUCGAAGAAAAACCCUCUACAGAAAACAACGAGAAGAAUGUAAUUGGUAAAAACAAUUUUUUUGUGUACGAUGCCCCAGGGUUCAGAAACAGGGAUGGAGUAGUCUUGGUAAAGGACCUGAAUCUUUCUAAAGACGGGGAUUUUGCAUUAUCCGAUUUGGUUGAUUGUAAAGUGUAUCUCAGGGGUGGGUUAAGGGCCCUGUUUAUCCACAGAUUGAAGGGCUGCCAGGUAUUUGCCGGUCCUGUUAUGGGUUCUGUGCUGAUAGAGGAAGCAGAAAAUUGUGUGUUCGUGCUUGCAUCUCAUCAGAUUAGGAUUCACCAGACUGUAAAUACGGACUUCUAUCUUAGGGUCAGGAGCAGACCUAUAGUUGAGUAUACUAGCAAUGUCAGGUUUGCUCCUUAUGCAUUGUUUUACAGAGGGAUCGACGAAGAGCUGCAAAAAUCUGAUCUUAAGGAUGAAACUGGAAUGUGGGCUAAUGUGGAUGACUUCAGGUGGUUAAGAGCAGUGGCAUCACCCAAUUGGAGUAUAGUUCCAGAGGCUGAUCGGUUACCACUCGUAGAUAUUUCGGAUAUCAAAGCAGAGGAAACAGCUCUACCAUGAGGAAUUGUAUUGAAAUGUUGGUUUCCAUGCAAGCUAAUUUCAAGGCAAGGGCCCUGUGCUGAAACCAACUUAAGCCAUUCUGCUAGAAUGUAUUCUUUUAUGUGUCCUGAACGUCUUUCUGGAAUUUUAGAACCAAAUCUGUUCAGAUUUAUAACUAUGAAAAUAAGUCUGAAGCUCUCUUGGUGCCACCAUCGAAAUGGAGAGGGAUAUUUUUUGUAACUCGGUCUUUCAAAAAAAGUUAUUGCAAUUGCAAAGAUGUCUCCAAUUUCUGAA